UCAAAUCUCCCCCCUUCCUCUCCACACAAAACCAUUCACAUUCUACACACCAAACUCUAUACAUAUUGCUCAUCCCUUGGCUUCCAAGUUUUAGUGGAAGAGGGAAGGGUAGGAGAAACCCUUCAAAGCAGAACACUUCAUUGUCUCCUCUUAGUUCUCCAUUGUCCAUUCCAUUAGUCUAUUACCAGCCAAUUCAUAAUGUCAUCUUUGGUGUCUACUCCAUUUGCUCCACCCAAUUCAACAAGAACAGAGCACUUAUCCUCUGUCUCUCAGAAGCACAUCUUUCUUCAUUCCUUCCUUCCCAGAAAGCCGAGCCACUCUGCUCGCAAUGGCUUCCGAGUGCGGUGCACCGCCAUCGGCAACGGGCUAUUCACCCAGACGAAGCCCGAGGUCCGCCGCAUCCUCCCUGACGCCAGUCCAGGCCUCCCAAAGGUCAAGGUGGUCUAUGUCGUCCUCGAGGCUCAGUACCAAUCCUCGGUCUCGGCUGCGGUGAGGUCCCUCAAUGCCGAUCGCCGGCAUGCCUCCUUCGAGGUGGUGGGCUACUUGGUGGAGGAAUUACGCGACGAGAGCACGUACCAGACCUUCCGCAAGGAUUUGGAAGAUGCUAAUAUAUUCAUUGGCUCCCUCAUCUUCGUCGAGGAGCUUGCGCAGAAGGUGAAGGUGGCGGUGGAGAAGGAAAGGGAUCGAAUGGAUGCUGUUCUUGUCUUCCCAUCCAUGCCAGAGGUGAUGAGGCUCAAUAAGCUUGGCUCGUUCAGCAUGUCGCAGCUCGGGCAAUCGAAGAGCCCGUUCUUCCAACUGUUCAAGAGGAAGAAGCAGUCGGCUGGGUUCGCCGAGAGCAUGCUGAAGCUGGUUAGAACUCUGCCCAAAGUCCUCAAGUACCUGCCUAGUGACAAAGCUCAGGAUGCCCGGCUUUAUAUCCUAAGUCUGCAAUUCUGGCUCGGAGGAUCUCCGGAAAACCUUCAGAAUUUUCUGAAGAUGAUCACCGGGUCAUAUGUUCCGGCGCUCAAGGCGACCAAGAUCGACUACGCCGAUCCUGUCCUGUUCUUGGACAGUGGAAUAUGGCAUCCACUAGCUCCUUGCAUGUAUGACGACGCGAAGGAGUACUUGAACUGGUAUGGGACCAGGAGGGAUGCUAAUGAGAAGCUGAAGGACCCCAAUUCUCCGGUUAUCGGAUUGGUGUUGCAGAGGAGCCAUAUAGUUACCGGCGAUGAUGGCCACUAUGUUGCUGUGAUCAUGGAACUGGAGGCGAGAGGGGCGAAGGUGAUACCGAUCUUCUCAGGUGGGCUCGACUUCUCAGGGCCUGCAGAGAGGUUCUUGGUUGAUCCAAUCAGUAACAAGCCAUUCGUCCAUGCGGUCGUGUCGCUGACCGGAUUCGCACUUGUCGGUGGUCCGGCGAGGCAGGACCAUCCGAGGGCGAUCGAGGCAUUGAGGAAGCUUGAUGUUCCUUACAUUGUAGCAUUGCCUUUGGUGUUCCAGACCACUGAGGAGUGGCUGAUCAGUAGCUUGGGAUUACAUCCUAUUCAGGUGGCUCUGCAGGUGGCCCUCCCGGAGCUUGAUGGUGGAAUGGAGCCCAUUGUGUUCUCAGGCCGGGAUGCAAGAACAGGGAAAUCACAUGCGCUGCAUAAGAGAGUGGAGCAGCUUUGCACCAGAGCAAUCAGAUGGGCAGAACUGAAGAGGAAAUCCAAGGAGGAGAAGAAGGUGGCCAUUACAGUCUUCAGUUUCCCACCAGACAAAGGCAAUGUGGGGACAGCAGCCUACCUCAAUGUCUUUUCCUCCAUCUUCUCCGUCCUCCGUGGCCUCAAGAAAGAUGGCUACGAUGUGGAUGGCCUUCCUGAUACCCCUGAAGCCCUCAUCGAAGACGUCAUCCACGACAAAGAGGCCAAGUUCAGCAGCCCCAACCUCAAUGUUGCCUACAGGAUGAGUGUUCGAGAAUACCAAGCCCUCACUCCCUAUGCUUCAGCCUUAGAGGAGAACUGGGGCAAACCCCCUGGCAACCUCAAUUCCGACGGCGAACACCUCCUGGUCUAUGGGAAGCAAUACGGCAAUGUCUUCAUUGGAGUGCAGCCCACAUUCGGAUACGAGGGUGAUCCGAUGCGUCUGCUCUUCUCCAAGUCAGCUAGUCCUCACCAUGGCUUUGCGGCCUACUAUUCCUUUGUCGAAAAGAUCUUCGAAGCUGAUGCUGUUCUCCAUUUCGGCACCCAUGGAUCUCUGGAAUUCAUGCCAGGGAAGCAGGUCGGCAUGAGCGAUGUGUGCUAUCCUGACAGUCUCAUUGGCAACAUUCCAAACAUAUACUAUUAUGCGGCGAACAAUCCAUCGGAGGCCACCAUUGCCAAGCGCCGGAGCUAUGCAAACACCAUCAGCUACCUCACACCGCCGGCCGAGAAUGCCGGUCUCUACAAGGGCCUCAAGCAACUUGCUGAACUAAUCUCAUCCUACCAGUCCCUCAAGGACACAGGGCGUGGCGUGCAGAUUGUGAGCUCCAUCAUCAGCACUGCGAAGCAAUGCAACCUUGACAAAGAUGUCAGCUUGCCAGAAGAAGGGGUGGAGCUCUCAGCCAAAGAAAGGGAUCUUGUGGUUGGAAAGGUCUACUCCAAGAUUAUGGAGAUAGAGUCUCGCCUACUGCCAUGUGGGCUUCAUGUGAUUGGCGAGCCUCCUUCGGCCAUGGAGGCGGUGGCGACGUUGGUGAACAUUGCAGCACUGGACCGCCCUGAGGAUGGCAUAUACUCACUUCCUGGAAUACUGGCUGAGACUGUUGGAAGGGACAUUGAAGAUGUGUACAGAGGGAGUGACAAGGGGAUACUGGCUGAUGUCGAGCUCCUCCGCCAGAUAACGGAGGCGUCGCGUGGUGCGAUCACCACCUUCGUGGAUCGGACUACAAACAAGAAAGGGCAGGUGGUUGAUGUAGCUGAGAAGUUAAGCUCCAUGCUUGGCUUUGGCCUGGAGCCAUGGGUGCAAUACCUUUCCAAGACCAAGUUCUUAAGGGCGGACAGGGAGAAGCUCAGGACCUUGUUCGAGUUCUUAGGAGAGUGUUUGAAGCUUGUUGUUGCUGACAACGAAUUGGCCAGUCUGAAACUAGCACUUGAAGGCAGCUACGUGGAGCCAGGUCCCGGCGGAGACCCAAUUCGGAACCCGAAGGUGCUUCCCACCGGCAAGAACAUCCAUGCGCUCGACCCGCAGGCCAUUCCGACGGCGGCAGCAAUGCAGAGUGCCAAAGUGGUGGUGGAUCGGUUAAUUGAGAGGCAGAAGGCCGACAAUGGAAAAAAAUAUCCUGAGACAGUCGCCCUUGUCCUGUGGGGCACUGAUAACAUCAAGACUUAUGGAGAGUCCCUGGCUCAGGUGCUGUGGAUGAUCGGCGUGAGACCGGUCGCCGACACAUUUGGCCGUGUCAACCGUGUAGAGCCCGUCAGCCUCGAAGAGCUCGGCCGGCCUAGGAUCGAUGUUGUCGUCAAUUGCUCCGGUGUCUUCAGAGACCUCUUCAUCAACCAGAUGAACCUACUGGACCGGGCGGUGAAGAUGGUGGCAGAGCUGGACGAGCCAGAGGACCAAAACUACGUCCGGAAGCACGCAAUGCAGCAGGCGCAGGAACUGGGCGUGCCGGUGCGCGAGGCGGCGACGCGCGUCUUCUCGAACGCCUCCGGCUCGUACUCCUCCAACGUGAACCUGGCGGUCGAGAACUCGUCGUGGAACGACGAGAAGCAGCUCCAGGACAUGUACGUGAGCCGCAAGUCCUUCGCGUUCGACUGCGACGCGCCAGGGGCGGGCAUGACGGAGAAGCGCAAGGUGUUCGAGAUGGUGCUCGGCACGGCGGACGCCACGUUCCAGAACCUGGACUCGUCGGAGAUAUCGCUGACCGAUGUGAGCCACUACUUCGACUCGGACCCGACCAAUUUGGUGCAGUCGCUGCGGAAGGAUGGGCGGAAGCCGAGCGCGUACAUCGCGGACACGACGACGGCGAACGCGCAGGUGAGGACGCUGGCGGAGACGGUGCGGCUGGACGCGAGGACGAAGCUGCUGAACCCCAAGUGGUACGAGGGGAUGAUGGGGAGCGGGUACGAGGGGGUGAGGGAGAUCGAGAAGCGGCUGACGAACACGGUGGGGUGGAGCGCCACCUCCGGUCAGGUGGACAAUUGGGUGUACGAGGAGGCCAACGACACGUUCAUCAAGGAUGAUAAGAUGCUGCAAAGGCUGAUGGAGACGAACCCCAACUCGUUCAGGAAGUUGGUGCAGACGUUCUUGGAGGCCAGUGGGAGGGGGUACUGGGAGACGUCGGAGGAGAACUUGGAGAGGCUGAGGCAGUUGUACUCGGAGGUGGAGGACAAGAUUGAAGGGAUUGAGAGGUGAUAUCCUGAUGGUGGAAAGGAGAAAAGUAUCUGAAUUUUAACAACAUCUCAUUUGUAAAAUUUGUAAUGGUAUGCUAUAUGCGAAGGAUGGUAGGAGUUUCUUGGUUCUGAAAUCUGAAGUGGAAUUGGAUGUAAGUUUCCUUCCAGAUUUUUAAGUGGUUUAAGAAAAGGGCAUUGCUUUUUUUUUUUUUCCUGUACAUGAGACAGGAUCAUCCAUUUCGGAGAUAGAUGGCUUUUUUCAAU
Molecule: messenger RNA, 4583 nt
Organism: Elaeis guineensis (African oil palm)
Lineage: Eukaryota; Viridiplantae; Streptophyta; Magnoliopsida; Arecales; Arecaceae
Product: magnesium-chelatase subunit ChlH, chloroplastic
Biological process (GO): chlorophyll biosynthetic process
Cellular component (GO): chloroplast
Molecular function (GO): magnesium chelatase activity
Source: RefSeq, a predicted model, not a curated record